This is a messenger RNA of Clunio marinus, 5402 nucleotides long. The record is from the annotation of a GenBank genome assembly. Lineage: Eukaryota; Metazoa; Arthropoda; Insecta; Diptera; Chironomidae.
GUAGUGGCUAAGUAUUCAUGUGUAUAAAUAUCAGAUAACUACAAAAAAGUUAUAAAAAAGGAACCACUUUCCAGUGUGAGAGCUUCAGAAAAAAGAUUUUUGGAAGGUUCCAAUAAGCUCACAAGGAUAUUCAUAAAAAUCUCGCACUGUGCAGGCGAAAGAAAUAUUGGAAAAGUGUAACAGAAAAUAGAAAUCUAACUUCAGUGUGAAAAACAUUUAAGUGAAAAAAGAUUCUAAUCCAAAAAGUGAUAACGUCAUUAAUUGUGAAAGUAAUACCGAGGAGAUGGCAGAUGAAGAAGUUCUAUUUGAUGAUGUUUACGAGCUCUGCGAGAUUAUUGGCAAAGGACCAUUCUCAAUCGUUCGCAGAUGCAUACAUCGGGAAUCAAAUCAACAAUUUGCUGUUAAAAUUGUCGACGUUGCCAAAUUUACCGCCAGCCCUGGUCUUAGCACAUCUGAUUUGAAACGAGAGGCAACAAUAUGUCACAUGCUGAAACAUCCACAUAUUGUAGAAUUGCUGGAAACUUACAGCUCAGAAGGCAUGCUGUAUAUGGUGUUUGAAUUCAUGGAAGGAUCAGAUCUGUGCUUUGAAGUUGUGCGAAGAGCUGUUGAUGGAUUUGUCUACAGCGAAGCUGUUGCAUGUCAUUAUAUGCGACAAAUACUGGAAGCACUGCGCUAUUGCCAUGAAAACGAUAUCAUUCAUCGAGACAUUCGACCAGCUUGUGCACUUUUAGCAACAAUAGACAAUUCAGCUCCAGUUAAAUUGGGUGGUUUCGGUGCAGCUAUUCAAUUACCAAAUGGAAGAGAUACACUCGAUGCGCAUGGCCGUGUUGGUUGUCCCCAUUAUAUGGCGCCAGAAGUUUUAACACGACGUCAAUAUGGGAAGGCGUGCGAUGUUUGGGGGGCUGGUGUAAUGCUCCACGUUUUGCUUUCUGGAAGAUUACCUUUCAACGGUUCCGGACGACGGCUGCAAGAAGCCAUUGCCCGAGGACGAGUCACGCUGGAGACGCCUGAGUGGAAAUCAAUAUCAUCAACUGCCAAAGAUUUAGUUUUGAAAAUGUUAUCGCCUAAUCCACAUCAUCGACCAUCGGUGUCGGAAAUUUUAGAUCAUCCAUGGAUGCGGGAUCGAGAAAAGCUACAGAGACAACAUUUAAAUGAUACUGUUGAAGAACUAAAGCGCUUUAACGCACGAAGAAAGUUGAAAGGUGCAGUACAAGCGAUAUCAAGCGGUGUUUCUUUAGAUCCUUUAUGUUGUAAUGACAUUGAUUCAGUUGCAAUUGGAACAGCCUCUGAGAGCUUAAACGAAUGGGCUGACGAAGACGCUGGAAUCGAAGCUGUUCAGAAGAUUCUCGAUACGCUUGACGAUAUUUCUGCACUACAAGAUACACAAAUCGAUCCUGAUGUUUUAAUUUCUAUGCUCAGAGACAACAGAUUACAUGUGAUGUUGCAGCUCUUUGAUAGGAUCAGUUCUCAAGUUAUGUCUCCAUCUCGAGCACCCCCAGGCGAUGCGAUAAAUCGAUGUCGAGACACUGUUGAUGCUAUUCAAGCAGCGACAAGUCAUAAAUACUCUCGAGAUAGAGCUGAACUUGUUCACCUUCUUGGAUCACCACACAUUCAGGCUCUGUUGCACACGCAUGACGUGGUCGCACGAGAAGUGUACGGAGAAGAAGCAUUACGCGUUACACCACCACCAAUUACACCCUAUCUUAACGGCGGUGAUGAAGUCGAUAACAUAACCGAUAAUGGAGGAGAACUUCAACACGUAACGCGAGUACGCCUCGUUCAAUUUCAAAAGAACACCGAUGAACCGAUGGGAAUCACAUUAAAAAUGACUGAAGAUGGCCGAUGUAUUGUCGCUCGAAUUAUGCACGGUGGUAUGAUUCAUCGACAGGCGACGUUACACGUUGGCGAUGAAAUUCGGGAAAUUAAUGGACAACCGGUACAGAACCAAACAGUUAGUCAAUUACAAAGAUUAUUGCGUGACGCUCGUGGUUCUAUAACGUUCAAAAUAGUUCCUUCAUACAGAAGCGCUCCGCCACCAUGCGAGCUUUUCAGGAUUAGACCGGCGCCAGUUUUAAUUUUCGUUCGCGCUCAAUUCGAUUAUGAUCCAUUGGACGAUGAACUAAUUCCGUGUGCACAGGCAGGAAUAGCUUUUCGCGUUGGUGAUAUUUUGCAGAUUAUCAGCAAAGACGAUCAUCAUUGGUGGCAAGCCAGACACGAUACAGCUGGCGGUUCAGCAGGGUUAAUUCCAUCUCCAGAACUUCAAGAAUGGCGCAUCGCUUGUCAGUCGGUUGAUAAAUCGAAAUCCGAACAAGGCGAUGCUGCUUCUGGUUGUUCAGCACAUGAAGAUGGAUGUGAUGGCUCAACAGUAAACUGUUCCAUCUUCAGUCGAAAGAAGAAGCAAUGUCGAGACAAAUAUUUAGCCAAACAUAAUGCUGUCUUUGAUCAACUUGAUUUAGUGACAUAUGAAGAGGUUGUUAAAGUACCAGUCGGUGACCCAACAUUUCAACGGCGAACUUUAGUGCUGCUUGGUGCACAUGGCGUAGGACGACGUCACAUCAAAAAUACUUUGAUUGCAAAAUAUCCCGACAAAUAUGCGUAUCCCAUUCCACACACAACGCGAGCUCAGCGUCCCGAUGAGGAAAACGGUCGAAGUUACUAUUUUGUAUCGCACGAUGAAAUGAUGGCUGAUAUUUCCGCAAACGAAUAUCUUGAAUAUGGCACGCAUGAAGAUGCCAUGUAUGGCACCAAACUCGAUACAAUCCGACGAAUACAUGCUGAUGGUAAAAUGGCAAUACUAGAUGUCGAACCACAAGCCUUAAAGAUUUUACGAACAGCUGAAUUCACGCCCUAUGUUGUGUUUAUUGCGGCUCCAUUGUUGCAGAAUAUUGCAGAUUACGAUGGAAGCCUUGAACGAUUGGCAAAAGAAUCAGACAUGCUACGUCAAGCGUAUGGCCAUUUCUUCGACUUAACAAUUGUUAACAACGAUAUUGGAGAAACGAUAGCAAAGCUUGAAAAUGCCAUUGAUACAGUUCAGUCAACGUCGCAAUGGGUUCCAGUUUCAUGGCUCUAUUGACAAGAUGAUGAGCUUGGGUGUGAUGUUUGUCUGAACGGAUGUGAGGAUUGUGAAUGUGAAUGCGAUUCGGAUGGGUUGAAAUAAAAAAUGUUAUCUUUAUACAUUAUUAUUUUAGUUACGAAUAUUUUCAUUGAAAAGAUGCCAAAAAAAGGAUCUAGAGAACAAAAGAAACAUUUUUGAUAAGAUUCUCUGAUAUAUAAUUUUCUACACUCAUAAUUCCUUUCAAUACUUCAAACAUUUUUUUCACAAUCAUUCUAAAUGAAUUUAUUAUUUCCAAAUCAAACGAAUUUCUUUUGUCUAAUCAAAUUAUGAAUUUAUUAUGUAUCAAAAAAAAAAGAAAAAAAGCAAAAAAAAAGUUAGAAUUUCUUUUACGUCCUUAAAAUCGCGUGCACAAUUGCACAAAACAAUAAAAGCAUUAUUGAAUAUAACAUUGCCAAAAUCUCACAUUUAGAAAUAUCUAGCUGCAUCAGAGAAAGAGAAAAAUAUCACACAUAUACACACACAUGCGUAGAACAUUUCAAGGAUUUUUCAAAACGUUUUAUUUCUCUAUAUAAAAACUUUAGAAUGAAGUUAAUUAUAAAAUCACCAUUUUUUCGUUUUGAUCAUCAAAGAUUUAAUUUACUGGUAAUGAGAACGAAACAACCUAAGGAGUAACUUAGGAUCCAAAUUUUCUAAAUGAGCUAUCAAACGAAUUUAAACAAGAAGAAGCAAAAUUUUUGAUGACGAACAAAAUAGAGAACGUGUUUAAAUAGGAAUGAAAAAUAAAAACAAGAGUCAAACCUUAUCUUCCAUUUGUGUUUCGAAAAGCACAAAAUAUUUUUGAAGUUAUAAAAUAAUUUUUGAAGUUUUUAAUUUUAAUUUAGCAAGAUUUCAAUUUGUGGCAAAAUUUUCUACUUUUUUUUUUGAUUCGAGGAAUGAAACGUUAUGAUCGAGAUAGCAUUACGUUUUCAUUUGUUAAAGGAAGUUGACGAAGAAAUCUCUUAAAAUUAGUUAGAAAUUUAAAAGAAAAAUGGUACGAAAUCAAAUAUUAAAAAGGGACAAGAAACAGAUGUAAUGAUGUAAGAGUUGAAAUUCAAGCAAAGUUUUGCUUAAAAAUAAAGAAAAACCUUUACGAGUAAAACACACAAAAUGUUAACAUAUAAAAAAUAUUAAAAUGAUUAAAAAAUAAUAAAAAAAAUCUCUUAAACGAAAAGAAUAAAAAUAAAUGGAAAAAUUCAAUCUUUCCAAAAUUCGAUGGAAAUUCUAAAUUAUUUCGAAAUCACUUUUAUAUGUUUUAAUAAUUUAAAUAUGUUAUUUAUAACUUUUUAAUUGGUAAAGGCUGAAUAACAAAACAAAAAAGUUUUAAACAAAAGAAAGUUCAGCAAAUCAGCUGUAAUUUUGAAUCACAACAUUUUUCUUAUCGCUCUUUGAUUAAUCCCCUAAUUCGUCUCUUCCAAGAAACCAAAACAUGAUGAAAAAGAACUAGUAUAUUUAUGACAUUUAAAAAAAAGAGAUAAAAUAUUGAAACAUAGAAACAUUAAUAAGGAAUGGCACGUUUUCGUUUGGCUGCAGAGAAAUGCAAACGUAGGUUUAGGCAUUGGGAACUUGUGGCAUUCCUUAUAUAUGAUUCUUAAAAAAUAUUGUUAAUUAGAUGAAUAAAAAGAAUUAGUGAAAAAUAAUUAAAAAACAUGAUUAUUUUUAACUCGACAACUUGAAAAUAAAUAAUUUUUUAAAACUCAUAAUAAAUAUAAAGAAAUGAAAUGAACCUGGAACUGUAGACACGUUAAGCAACACAGAAAAAUUAUUUCACAAUAAAAAUGAUGUUAAAUAUCUAAUCCCAAAUCAAUUUUUUCUCGUAAAUAAAAAGACAAAGAAAAAAAACGUUGUAGAGUUGUCGUGGGAUGGUGAAAUUCAUUGAAUUUAAAAUUUCAGCUCAAAACUUGUUCAGUAAAUAUCUUUUCGAAACGCCCCCAAAAUUGUGAAAUUUAUAACAUGGGAGAUCAAUACAUUUAGGUGAUUUUUACUGAGAAGGACCAGCAUUGAAGAUAAAGUUACAUUCAUUAAAGCAAGUCGAUCAAGACGAUUUAAGUAAAAGCAAGAAAAAUGAUUGAAUUAGAUAAAAAGAGAAAGAAAAAAGCAACAUGCAAUAAUUUUAAUUUAUGUUUUAUGUGCAAUUAUUCACAAAAAGUUAACGAUUUAUCAUCUAUUGACAUGAAGUUUGUCUAUUUGGUUUAAAACAUAAUUUUGACAUUUUAAUUUUGUUAUGUUAUUUAAAAAUGAAGAAAUCAUGUAUAAAUUACAAAAGUUUAAUUUUAGUAGAAUAAAGAAACCUGAAUGGGUCAAAAUUCAA